GCGGGGCGGCUGGGGGAGUUUCUCCAGUUUGAAUGUCCCACUCAGAACUGCUGGAAAAUAAACAUAAUAGCUGGGAAUUUGUGUUUGUUGACAAAAAUGGAUUAUAGCAAGCAAAUCUCGCAUCACGUGACCAUCAGAGAAAGGAAGAAGAGACUUCACAGGGAAUCUCUCUGGCUGCAGGAUCCAGUGCUCCCUAAGGGACCAUCAACAAAGAAGCCGUGUCGAGAAUUUAAGAGGCCUUCUGACAGCAGAGGCAGGAGAUCUUCAGUGCGACACAUCAGAUCUGUCAGGGACAAAAAGCCAUUGGCUGCAAGCCAGGAGGAAAAUGUUGCUAGGCCUGCUGAGGGGAACUGGAGGAAAGCUGUUAGCCAGAGUUCAUCUGCUCAAGUUAAAGUGGCUUCAGUGGUCAAAACUACUGUAAAGAACGAUAAAGAACCUGCCACCAAAAAGAGGAGGAAAAUUCACCCGUCUGGUUUCAGAGGAAAAGGUCAGCUUAAACUGAUAGUCACUCCAGGUCGAGGGUGGCUUUAUAUUCAAGUUUUAGAGGCCAGAGGACUCAUGGGAAGAGAAUACAGACCAUGUGACUCAUAUGUAAAAAUAAGCAUCGCUCCGGAUGUUGACCACAGCAAGCGUUGGAAAACCAGGACUGUUCUGGACUGCAAGAGUCCUGUUUUCAACGAGGGCUUUAUGCUAGACGUGGAUGAAGAUGAUCAGAAGAAGAGGCUGUUGGUAACAGUGUGGAAUCGCGACCGUAAUUCCAGGCGCAGUGACUUCCUGGGCUGUAUGAGUUUCGGUGUCCACUCCCUCAUCACUUCAUCUAAGGAGAUCAGAGGUUGGUAUUAUCUCCUGGGUGAGGAGCUGGGCAGUAGCAAACAUCUGAAAGUGGCCUCACGUCGCAUCAGGCAGACCGCCGAAGCUGCUGCACCCAACUAUGAAGCUGGACCCGAGAGCAGCGGUCCUGAGAACAUGCAGUCAUUUACUGUGACCAUUUUGAGAGGAAAAGAUGGUUUUGGCUUCACCAUCUGCUCUGACUCUCCUGUGCGGGUCCAGGCUGUUGAUCCAGGUGGUCCAGCUCAUCAGGCGGGUUUACAGCAGCUGGACACGUUACUUCAGUUGAACGGCCAGCCGGUUGAACACUGGAAGUGUGUGGAUCUGGCUCAUGCCAUCAGGAACUGUCGUAAUGAGAUCACAGUGGUGGUGUGGAGGACCGUGCCUAUCAUGAAGCCUUACUACGAGGGCCUGAUCCACAGGCCUUCCUACAAGCCCUCCGGAUUCGAGUCUCUCUCUUCGACAGCAAAGACGCAAAACAAAACACCACCUUUACUCUCUCGGCCCACCAAUCACAAACAAAGCCGCCGUAAAAAAGGAAGCAGCUCUGAUAAUGCGGGAAGCGGCGUGGGAGAGUCGCUAUGGUCUUGGACUGGCAAGCGAGAAGAAAACGACUACAAAACACGCACCCAGACUCUCAAAGGUACCCGCGUGACAUCAUCAAACGGCGACAACUACAUCAUCCUCUCGCCUGUCAGCCCCGGAAACCAGAUAUUGCAGCCAGUGUAUUCUGACUCCAAUGGGACGCUGGGAACUCUAGGGAGAAUCUACCAGACCAGCAGAGGACUGCAGCAGAGCCCAGACUACCUUCAGGAUGGUGGUCUACAAGCCCAAGCCACCUUGUGUCGAUCUAUGAGCAGUAAAACCACCACCCUGCCGCCCUCCUCCUACCGACAGAGCUUUGCCAACUACCAGAACUGCACAAUCGUCCAGUCCCACCUGCCUCACUCCAACUAUGGCACAUACGUCAGUCUGGCCCCCAAGAUUCUUAUCUUCCCUGUUUUUGUACAGCCACUGGACCUGUGCAGCCCAGAGAGAGUCCUGAUGUUGUCGGAGGAAAUGAUCCUUCAUGACAGUAAACACAUUGCUCUUAAGGCCACAGUGUUUAUCUACACAGACCUGAUGCUGUUGACCAGGGAAGAUGAACCGGGACGCUGUAAUGUACUGCAGAGUCCACUCUACCUCCAUCAGAUACAGCUACAAGAUGUUCCUGCAGACAAGCUGCGGCUCUACAUAUCCUACUGGAUAGAGAGAACCGAGUGUCUGUUCAGCCUGGAAGCCUUUUCAUCGGAGCAGAAGAGGAGGGUCGUGCAGUGUCUGAGAGACAAUAUUGACAAGCAGCUCGCCCUGAGGGACAGAAUAGGCCCUGACCAGAUGCUGGAACCAAAGGCAGCAGAACAGGCUGAUCUGGGUCUCCUGGGCUUCAGUCCUCACAGUGUGUCCGAGCCGUGUUCCCCAUCAUGCCCUUCCGCAUCGCCCAUCCUGAGACGAACCAACUGCACCUCUCCAGCCCAGCGCCUGUCAUACCCAGACCUACCAGACACCAACCAAACCUCUCCAACCUCUCGAGAUGCCUGCAAACCUCCAUACGCUGACACUUCGGAGAUCUGGAAGAACAGGCAGAAAGAGGUCAAAGAGUCGGACCUGGAAAAAAGAGAACAAGGUGAAGGCGAAAGCGCUUCCGAAACCAUCAGCGUUGGCGCCAGACCCACCUCUUCCUCCUCAUCUUCAUCACCUCUAGUCAUUCCCAAGCUGUGCCUGGAUCGCUCCUUCAACACAGAUGCUUUGACCUCGCCAUCAACUGAUGAUGAUGAUGAGGAGGAGGAAGAAGACGAGGACGACAGCGAUGAAGGCUUUCUGAAGAGGAGGAGUAUGGUGGAAUCGUCCCCUUGUGGUGGGCAGCAGAGCGGGGGCUUGUGUGUGCAGAGAUCUCUCCACAGGCGGACACACAGCGAGGGCAGUUUGCUGCAGGAGCCUCGGUCUCCUCGCUUCAUCUCCGAUCAGGCCAUCGACUGCAUUGAAGCCAAGCGCGAGACUCCGGAGCGCUGGGCCGUUCCUUCCCCGCAGACCCUGAGGAAAGAGCUCACCAAGAACGGAGGAUCCGUCCACCAGAUCUGCCUGCUCUUUACUGGAAGGAGGGUUUGUGGCAAGCCGAACUGUAAAUGUGACAUGGGAAAAACUGGUGUCAAAAAGAAGAAGUCCAAGAAUUUGGCCAAAGACAUGAAAAACCGCCUGACGUUUCUGCGGAAGAAGACCAACGACAGACAUGGAAACAAUCCAGCCAGCAAGCUUGACAAAGUCCUUAAGUCAGACAAGCCCGCUCCGGAGGAAGCGCUCAAAUGGGCAGAGUCUCUCGACACGCUGCUUUCUCACAAAUAUGGCCUGGCGGUUUUCCGUUCCUUCCUACAAACAGAGUUCAGUGAGGAGAAUCUAGACUUCUGGCUGGCGUGUGAGGACUUCAAGAAGAUUAAAUCACUGUCUAAAAUGACCUCCAGAGCAAAGAAGAUAUUCACAGAGUACAUCUCUAUACAGUCCUGCAAAGAGGUUAAUCUGGACUCGUACACCAGAGAGCACAUCAAAGAGAACAUGGAGAACAUCUGCGCAGACUGCUUCGACCUGGCACAGAGCCGGAUCUUCGGACUCAUGGAAAGAGACUCGUACCCUCGCUUCCUCCGCUCUGACAUUUACAUGGAGUUAACCAAUCAAAAGAGACCCGGCUCCGCUGCAGACCCGUCCUAAAGCUGGAGAGACGCCCAAACACAUCAGUAUUGCUGGAGACACAGGUUUAGUAGAACGAAACGUGUCUGCGUUCACAUCAUCCAAUGUAUUGAACCGUCAGUCAGCCUAGCACCUUGGAGAGCUCAGCCCCGCUGAAUCAUGGGAAGGACUGAUUGUUUUUGGACGCUGAUGUGCUGCACCCUGUUGGACAGCAUUGAUAUAGCGAUGAAUGUGUUUUGAACAUGCUGGAAGUGUUGUGCUCAUGGUGUAGGAACAUAUGGAAGAUAAGAAAGCAUGCUGGGUAUUGAGGGAACAAAAAAAGAAAGGAGAGAGACUUUUGGUACAGUUUUAUUUAGCUUUAAUAGGAGACAACUUUCACUUUUUUUUCCUUUCCUGCACAGACCUUAAAAUACUCCAUUUACCCCAGUAAUACAUCAGUGAGGACCUGAGUAUUUCCCAGCGGGUACAUUGAUGUUAAAAUUACUUCAUAAAAACAUCAAAAAUGCUAAUCAAUUUGAUGUCAAAACCUUGACGUCUAUUUGACAUCCACAUAUUGAUGCCGUUUUGACCACCAAUAUAUUAUAAUCUAAAAAAAGUUUAAUUCAUCUAAAAGAUUCAAUUGCAAAUUAAAAAUGUAUACUGGAUUUUGUAUUCCUACAAUGCAUGUAAAUUAUACCUAGAUGUUAAAACAACAUCAAAUUGACAUCUAAAAUUGGUGUUAAAAACAUUAAACAUCGAUUUCAGGGCAGUUUUUCUUAUGUCGUUUCGACACGGCAAAAAAUUGAUUACAAGACUGUCCUGUAAUAAUUUUUUUAUAUCUGAAAGAUUCAAUUGCAAAUACCAAAUUUACACUGGAUUUUGUAUCCCUACAAUGCAUUAUUAAAUUAUACCUAGAUGUUAAAAUGACAUCAAAUUGACAUCUAAAAUUGGUGUCAAAAAACAUCAAAAAUGGAUUUCAGGGAAGUUUUUUAAUGUUUUUUCUUAACGUCAUUUCAAAACUGAUUACAAGACUGUCCUAUAAUACAUAUUUGAGAUAUAUAUUUCACUACCUAGAUGACAUAUGACAUCAAAUUGACAUCUAAAAUUGGUGUCAAAAAACAUCAUAAAUCAAUUUCAGGGCAGUUUUUUGAGUUUUUGUUUUUAUGUCAUUUCAAAACACGUCGAAAAUCAUUACAAGACUAUCCUGUAAUACAUUUGUGAGAUGAUUUUUUGACACCUGAAAGAUUCAAUUGAAAAUUACAAAUUUUCACUGGAUUUUGUAUCCCUACAAUGCAUGCAAAUUACCUAGAUGUUAAAACGACAUCUAAACUUGGUGUCAAAAUACAAUAAAAAUUGAUUUCAGGGCAGUUUAUGACUAUUUUUUUUAUGUUGUUUCGAAACACGUCAAACUAUUUAUUACAAGACUGUCCUGUAAUCAAUUUUUGACAUCUGAAAGAAUCAAUUGCAAAUAACAAAUUUACACCCAAUUUUUGUAUCCCUACAAUGCAUGUAAAUUACCUAAUGUAGAUGCCAAAACAACAUCAAAUUGACAUCUAACAUUGGUGUCAAAAAACAUCAAAAAUCCAUUUCAGGGCAGUUUAUGACGUGUGUUUUUUUUAACGUUGUUUCGAAACAUGUCAAAAAAUUGAUUACAAGACUGUCCUGUAAUAAAUUUUUGAAGUGAAUUUUUGACAUCUGUAAGAUUCAAUUGCAAAUUUACACUGGAUUUUACACUUGGACUACUAUGCAUGAUGUCAAAACGACAUCAAAUUGACGUCUAAAAUUGGUGUCAAAAGCAUCCUAAAUCGAUUUCAGGGCAGUUUUUUGAUGUUUUUCUUUUUUUAUGUUGUUUCAAAACUUUUCAGACUGUCCUGUAAUCGAUUUUUGACGUUUUUUUUUUUUUUACUGUCUAGUAAAUGACUGUCUUGUUUUUGAUCCCAAUGUUAUACAUCAAUCUGACGUUUCGACAUUAAGGUAGUCAAAUCAGUAUGCAUUAUUGACUGUUUUUAAUGUCGUUUUGACAGCAACGUGCCUGCUGGGUAAGGUUUGUUUUCAACCCAGGCUCAUUCCGAUAACGUAGUCCCAAGGACGUUUCUGGAGACUGUGAAAUAUGUCCUGGGAGGUACGUGUUUUUGCAGUUUUUGGUUUUUCGCGAAUCCGCGAGAGGCCGCUGUGUGCACCUUUUUGGCUUCUCGGACGUCUCCCGCGAGUGCCGUUCACGCCUGCGCUGUUCUCGUGUGAACCCACCAGAGGCCGCUGUCGAACGAACGUCUGUCUGUCUGUCCGACUGGCUAAAUGAUUGACUAGGCGACCGGCCAAUCGGCCGGCCGACCCACCCUCCUUCUUGCCCGAACCCAACCAAUUUUACCGAUUGACCCGCCCGCCCUAAACCCAACCAACGAUUUACAAAAGUCGUCCGGGAAAAAAAGCCCUCGUCCAAUUUUUUUUUUUUUUUUUUUUUUUUUUUACCACGUUUUUGGAUUUUACCACAUUCUCACCCUAUUAUGAACCUCUUCGCUUUAUUUCUUGGAUUCUGUUUUAGUCUUACCUGAUUUCUGGAACCACUCUUCCCCGGACUCGAACCCGCUCGUCGUCGUCAGCUCCUCUCUGCGUAUCGAGUCCGCCGACGUACAGGACGAGCUAACCGGACAAACUGGUUGCGGCGGGAAAGCCCUUCACACGAAGGUAAGCGGUCAACCGGUGAGCGCUAAAAGGAACGGCAUCAUACCGCCCCGCAGCGUUCGCUUAAAAAACGAAAUGCAGCCAUACGUACCUCCGGCUACAUAAUUCGCGGUCUCUAGAAACGUCCUCGGGACUACGUUUUCGGAAUGAGCCUGGGUUGUUUGUUUUUAUUAUCUAAGCUGCAGUUUGAAAAUGUUUAUAUUGUCUACAACUGAAACUCUUUACAGUCAGAACACUAAUUCUUCCUUUCAAGGGCUUUGGUAACAUUCCAUGUCAUUUUAAUGGCACUGUGACUUUAAUAAAGUGCAAUAUACAGUUAGUUAUUCUUAAUAAUAUUUCUUUAACAAAACAGCGUAUUAAAGGGGUCAGAUUUUAUAUAUACACAUAUACAUAUUGUACAAAUGCUCUCUAUGAUCAAAUUUCAGUCUGGUUGGGUGGUUCAAAUGAAAGAAAAUAUGAUUUUGUUGUAAAUAACGGAGGCUGAGAUGUAUUGACUAACAGUUAUUGUGAUGGUUAUUCUGUUUGUUGUUGUUAGUUAGUUGAUUAGAUGUUAAAGAAAAUCAGAAUAACAUGACUGAAAGACAGCUGAAUUUGUGUUUGACAGUGGCUUAACAUAGAGGAGUGUGAGUUGUAUAUAAACGUAUGCGUUAUGUGUUGAUUUAGCAUUAUUUAGCUGAUUGGGAAACUCAAGUUUGGCAAAUGCAGUGUCUGUUUCCUUUUGCCUUCAUCCUAACAAUAGAGCUUUCCUUCUGUAAUAAUAAUGAUUUCCUGUAUUUAUUUGUGGGUUCAUAUUUCACUCACUGCUGCCUUUAUGUAACAUAUUCUCAUCAAAUAAAAUUAAAUUCAAGUA
This is a messenger RNA of Danio aesculapii, 7057 nucleotides long. RefSeq names its product regulator of G-protein signaling 3-like. The transcript has 25 exons. The record is from RefSeq and is a predicted model, not a curated record. The coding region runs from base 97 to 3567 and encodes 1156 amino acids. Lineage: Eukaryota; Metazoa; Chordata; Actinopteri; Cypriniformes; Danionidae. Gene Ontology annotation, molecular function: protein binding. Gene Ontology annotation, cellular component: plasma membrane; nucleus. Gene Ontology annotation, biological process: signal transduction.